AUGGUCACUCGAACUUUAAAAUCAACUGCAUUCAUCUUUGACCUUGAUGGAACUUUAAUCGAUACUACGCCUCAAGUUGUCAAGUUCUGGACUGACAUUGCAUUGGAGAACAAGCUGAAUCCAGCAAAGAUCCUUGAAACCUCUCAUGGCCGCAGAACCAUUGAAACCUUGCAGCGUUGGGUACCUAAGUUGGCUACAAAGGAAUAUGUCAAUGAAUUAGAGGGGAGAUUAGCUUUAGAGAAGGAGGGCGUUGUCGUGUUACCUGGCGUGAUGGAUCUGUUACAAAGCAUCCCGGCUGAAGACUGGACAGUGAACACGGCUGGCACCAAUCUCAUGGCGACUACUCGCCUCAGACAGUUCAAUAUCACAGUGCCCAAGCAGAUGGCAACUGGAGACAUGCUCACGCAUGGCAAACCUCAUCCUGAAGGCUAUUUGAAAGCAGCAGCCAUUCUGGGCAAAGACCCCAAAGAUUGCUUAGUAUUUGAAGACGCACCUUCAGGCGUGAUGGCUGCUAUUGCUGCUGGAAUGCAAUGUAUCGCUUGCACAACAACGCACACUCUCGAGCAACUAAAGGAGGCGGGAGCUACUGUCAUUGUGGAUCGAUUGGAUAGCGUCAGAGUCAAGAGAAAUGAAGAUGGCAGCUAUAGCACAACCAUUGAGAAUGCGUAUGAUUUGUAG
This is a messenger RNA of Mucor velutinosus, 678 nucleotides long. RefSeq lists its product as uncharacterized. The coding region runs from base 1 to 678 and encodes 225 amino acids. NCBI's taxonomy places the organism in Eukaryota, Fungi, Mucoromycota, Mucoromycetes, Mucorales, Mucoraceae. Gene Ontology annotation, molecular function: beta-phosphoglucomutase activity; sugar-phosphatase activity. The record is from RefSeq and is a predicted model, not a curated record. The transcript is spliced from 3 exons.